UUGGAGGGACGCCGUUACGUUACCCCCCUUACACAAGCAGACCGGCGGCCUCUGCUCGGACUACACAGACACCAACAUGCAGCCGGUUCCAGCCCGGAGCUCAGCCACGUUACGGUAACGGUAGAAUCAAUUACAGUCAAUACGGCAGCGAGGCGAGGUCCUGCAGCGAGGCUCGUUUUCUUCCACCGCCACUGGACACCCGAGGAUGUACAGGGAGAUGAGCAGCGGGAAUGGUCAGCGAGCCGGAUCGAUGCUCCUAUCGGUCAUAAAGUAGACCCCUCCGCCAGAGCCCCACACACAAAACAGCUGCUUAUUGCUUCGCAUGAACCCUGGCAGGAUUGGGCUCGGGAGUCAGGAUGAGAAAACCCAAAGUCAGCCGGAUGGGGCUCGCCUUGUGUCUGGGGUGUUUCAUUAUGGUCCUCCUCUACUUUAACAGCAGCCUGAAGCCAGCCUCGGAGCCGGUCGGUGACAGAAGCAGUGGGCAGAAGUCGAGGAGGAGCCCUCUACAGACGCUUUAUGAUGGCGACCAGGUGGAGUCACCAGUACAGGCGAUCCAUCAGGGUCGACGGGAGGUGUUAGAAGAAGCCUGCCGCUCCUACACCCGAAAACGCAGAGUCCUCAUCCCGGAGGACCUGAAGCACGUCAUCGUGGACGACCAGCAUGGCUUGCUGUACUGCUACGUGCCCAAAGUGGCCUGCACCAACUGGAAGAGGGUGCUCAUGGUUCUGACGGGCGUCGCCGGGUCCCUCCGAGACCCACUGGCGAUCCCAGCCAACGAGGCCCACAUCCCGGGGAACCUGCGCACCCUGUCGGAGUACUCCACCUCACAGAUCAACCAGCGCCUGCGCUCAUACCUGAAGUUCGUAUUCGUGCGUGAGCCCUUCGAGCGGCUGGUGUCUGCAUACCGCAACAAAUUCACACGGAGCUACAACACCGCCUUUCAUAAACGAUACGGCACAAAGAUUGUGCGGCGGCACAGGCCGGAUCCACAGCCGGAAGCUAUGGAGAGAGGGAACGACGUCUCCUUCGAGGAGUUUGUGUAUUACCUUGUGGACCCAGCGACCCAGCAUGAGGAGCCCUUCAACGAGCACUGGGAGCGGGUGCACUCGCUGUGCCACCCCUGCCUCAUCCACUACGACGUGGUGGGUAAGUACGAGACGCUGGAGCAGGACUCCCGCUACGUGCUACAGCUGGCCGGGGUUGAGGACCAGGUCAGCUUCCCCGCCUCAUCCAAGAGCACCAGGACUACAGGAGAAAUGGCGGCCCAGUUCUUCCACAAUAUCAGCCCCUUCUACCAGAAGAAGCUGUACAACCUCUAUCGCAUGGACUUCCUGCUCUUCAACUACUCAAUACCAGCCUACCUGAAGUUUAGCUGAGGCUGGGACAUUUCUCAUCCAUGGAUUAGACUUGAACACGUGGAGCUUGGACUUUUUAAAGUACAGUUUUGAGAUGUUUUUCUCUGUGCUUGCCUUAUUACGGACUGACUUUUACAGACUGAAAAUCUUCUGCAGAAGAUAAAAACAGGAGAGGACGUUUAAUCACAAGAUGACGCUUGUUGCCUAAAUAAGGCAAAUCAUAUUUUACUGUAUAUUUUGAUCCAGCAGAUGUUGGUCACUGCCUUUUGAAAGUGUGAAAUACCGUUCAACUUUUGGUUUAAUUUAAUUUUGGAAUCUGCUGUUCCAAAAGUGUAAUUUACACGACAAAUGUAAUCUGCAGUAGCUCAUUGAAGGUAUUAAAAUCGUCUUCAGACAGUGAAUGUCUCCAAACGUACGUGCCUCUGAUCGUGGGCCUUAUUUUCAACAACUUUUUUAAACUGUGACUAUGUUUCUUUUUUUGUGCUGUAGGAAGAGAUUUUUGUGUAACAAUGACAUUGUUUUUAUUUAUUGUGUUAUUGCUGACUCCGCGAAGUCCGACAAACCAAAAUAGAUAUAUACUUUCUCACAAUUUCACAAAAUCAAAUAAAUGCAUUUCAGCAAGAGUUUGUUUAUUGGUUUGAAUGGACUGGAUAUAACUCAGCAAUCCUGAUUCUUGACACUCUGCUGUACAGAUAUCCUUCAAAAUACAGCAAUCAUAACUUACAUGUCAGUCUUUUAUUUCAAUGACAAAUCAUGGCUGCAAAGAUGUCCUCUAGAAGUUUUAACAAAUAUGAUAGCCAGUUCCAGUUAUUCUUGAUGUCGCUGUGAAAAUAUAAUUAUUGCUAUCUUUGGAAUGCUAUUUUCAGAUCAGAAAAGGCAAGAUUCUUUUCUAAAAGUGCAUAUUAAACCAUGGAAAAUGCCCUGUACAAAUGAAUGCAUACUCAAUAAUUUGUUCACAAAUAUAGCACAAAGAAACAUCUGUAUUGUCAAUAACUGUAACACAUACCAAAAUGGAGGCAGUUGAUACAACAGGUUAUAUUUAGUGGCACUGUGCUGCACAAAAAAUAACACCAGUAGAUAUUUGGCAACACCAAACUUAGAGUUCAGAAGAACACGAGAGAAAUGAAGGCUUUAUCAUGGUCUAAAGGCACAAACCUACAUAAAAUAAACGAGAUAAAAUGUAACAUUCAUCAAGACGGUGCAGCAUCCGAUUUGUGUUAAUAUAUAUUUACACUCAGUUAUAUAUAAUUAUUGCCUUAAUACAUUCAUCUGCCUUCUAACAUUAGGAGCUGACAAUAGGUGUACAGAUGUGUCAACAGUUAACAGCACAGUGGUUCUACGGUAUUCCCCCUUAUAUCCAUUUGAGAUGGGUUUCUACAGAGCCAAAGCUGUGUGGUAUUGGGACCAGUGCAACUCCUGGGAUCAGUAGAACUACAGACCGCAGUGAGCUGUGUGACUGCAGAAUAAGUCCAUACUUUCCUCAUCUGAUUCUUUCUAUUUUGAGCCACAUUGUUUCCACUUCUGUUUUUGCAUUCCCUUAUCUACAGUACGCUGUUAGAUUUGUUCCUCAAUCAUGAGCAUGAAGGGAUAUUCUGAGCAUAGAAAACAUUUCUUUUUUUCAAACACAAUUUGUAUUUUGCAGAGAAAUUAUU
This is a messenger RNA of Anoplopoma fimbria (sablefish), 3007 nucleotides long. RefSeq names its product carbohydrate sulfotransferase 11 (gene chst13). The transcript has 3 exons. The record is from RefSeq and is a predicted model, not a curated record. Gene Ontology annotation, cellular component: membrane. Gene Ontology annotation, molecular function: sulfotransferase activity. Gene Ontology annotation, biological process: proteoglycan biosynthetic process; carbohydrate biosynthetic process. The coding region runs from base 357 to 1376 and encodes 339 amino acids. NCBI's taxonomy places the organism in Eukaryota, Metazoa, Chordata, Actinopteri, Perciformes, Anoplopomatidae.